Molecule: messenger RNA, 734 nt
Organism: Neolamprologus brichardi
Lineage: Eukaryota; Metazoa; Chordata; Actinopteri; Cichliformes; Cichlidae
Source: RefSeq, a predicted model, not a curated record
GCUACUUCUACUGUCCUGCUGCACAUGCAAAGCUGACAAUGUACAUUAAAACCUACAUUUGAUCCAUUCUUGAUAUGUUCUGUACUAGAGUUGCCACAGGAGCUGAUCCCUGCUCAGCAAAACAUGACUGAUGAGAUGAAGAGAGGGCAGCCACUGCAAAAAGCAGGAAGGACGGCUGUAGGGAAAGAGGGAUUCGCUGAGCUUCCAAACCAAUAUGGAGGGAACUGUCCCCCUGAGUUUCAUGAGCACAGGGGGCAAUGCUUCGGCUUCUUUAAUAUCCCCCGGGCUUGGAUAGAUGCCGAGAAAUAUUGUUGUUUGUGGUUUGAUGUCAACCUCGCCUCCAUCCAUGAAUGGGAUGAGUAUGUUUUCGUAAUAAAGCUCAUGAAUGAAAUGGGAUACCAUGGUCCGGCCUGGAUUGGCGCCUCUGAUGCUGUCAGGUUUGGAGAUUGGCUAUGGAGUGAUGGUUCAGUAACUGAUUUCAACAUGAACCCUGACUGGAAUAAAUGGGGACGUUGCCUCUCAAUAGGUUCAAAUGAUUACCCCACAUCGAAACGUCACGAUUGUGAAGAGAGUCUUCCUUUCAUUUGUGCACGUAGACCAGGGCUGUGUUAAGCACUUACCUGCAAUCAAUCACAUGAAACCAAAAUCUAAAAUUCCUUUCCUUUUUUGCAAAAUAAAAGUGGUUUCUCUUAAAUCAUAGCUCAGUUCUGUUUUAUUUAUUUCUCUUCAUGCAU